Messenger RNA from Capsicum annuum, 2005 nucleotides. Its product is annotated as cytochrome P450 78A3. The coding region runs from base 10 to 1767 and encodes 585 amino acids. The record is from RefSeq and is a predicted model, not a curated record. The transcript has 2 exons. Lineage: Eukaryota; Viridiplantae; Streptophyta; Magnoliopsida; Solanales; Solanaceae. Gene Ontology annotation, molecular function: oxidoreductase activity, acting on paired donors, with incorporation or reduction of molecular oxygen; iron ion binding; monooxygenase activity.
UCUUCUUUUAUGCCGCAAAACCAAAUACAACACCUUUCUCACUCUUGCUCUCUAUCACUCUUUUCUACUUCUCGCAAUACUCUGCCUAUCCUAUCAAAAUUUUCCUCAGAAACCCUAAACAACACAUUGCAAAUAAAAAUGAGAACCGACAUAGAAAGCCUUUGGGUUUUUGCAUUAGCUUCAAAAUGCAAAUCUUUCACCUCCAUAAGCUCUUUAUGCUUUAUUCUCUUUUUUCUUCUCCUCUGGCUAGUCAUGAACAUCGUUUACUGGUCUCACCCUGGUGGCCCUGCUUGGGGAAAAUAUAAAUGGAGGAAAAAUUCCUGUUUAGCUUUAUUUCAUAAUAAUAAUAAUAAUAAUAACAACAACAACAUACCUGGUCCUAGAGGAUUUCCGAUCAUAGGAAGCAUGAACAUCAUGGCUGGUCUAGCACACCGCAAAAUAGCAGCAAUAGCCGAAUCUUGCCAAGCCAAACGUCUCAUGUCCUUAAGCCUAGGCGAAACCAGAGUUAUCGUCACGUGUAAUCCAGACGUAGCUAAAGAGAUACUGAACAGUUCAGUUUUCGCUGAUCGUCCUGUAAAAGAAUCAGCAUAUAGCCUAAUGUUCAACAGAGCAAUUGGUUUCGCCCCUUACGGUGUCUACUGGCGAACGCUUCGAAAAAUUGCUGCUACUCACUUGUUCUGUCCCAAGCAAAUUAAAGCCUCGGAAGCACAACGAUCCCAAAUUGCUAAACAGAUGGUUACAAUGUUCAAAUUAGGCGGACGUGAUGUUGUCAAAGUUAGGGACGCCUUGAAAUUGGCUUCUUUAAACAACAUGAUGUGUUCUGUUUUCGGGAGGAUGUAUAGUCUUGAAUCUUGUAAUUCAGAAACAGCGGAGCUUGGAAAAUUGGUUGAUGAAGGUUAUGAGCUUUUGGGCAUGCUGAAUUGGUCUGAUCACUUGCCUUUACUAGCUGAGUUUGAUCCACAGAAAAUACGGCUCAGGUGCUCUAGGUUGGUGCCUAAAGUGAAUAAGUUUGUUAGCAGGAUCAUAACCGAACACAGGGCGCAAUCAGGUGCUGAUGUUGAACCUGAUUUUGUGCAUGUCUUGCUCUCUCUUCAAGGUUCUGAAAGAUUAUCAGAUUCCGACAUGAUCGCUGUUCUUUGGGAAAUGAUAUUCAGGGGCACUGAUACGGUUGCUGUAUUAAUUGAGUGGAUAUUAGCAAGGAUGGUACUUCAUCCUCAGGUUCAAUCAAAGGUCCAAACUGAGUUGGAUCGGGUCGUCGGCGGAUCGCGAGCUGCGACGGAGUCUGAUGUAUCGGAAAUGAUAUAUCUAUCCGCGGUAAUAAAAGAAGUACUAAGGUUACACCCUCCGGGCCCACUGCUCUCGUGGGCCCGUCUUGCAAUAACAGAUACAACCGUGGAUGGGUAUCACGUGCCGGCUGGGACCACCGCUAUGGUUAACAUGUGGGCCAUCACUAGAGAUCCGGAUGUUUGGUCGGACCCACUUGAAUUCAUGCCCGAAAGGUUCAUUAACGGGUCGGACUUCUCGGUGUUCGGAUCCGAUUUGAGGCUUGCACCAUUUGGGUCGGGUAGGAGGACUUGCCCCGGCAAAACAUUGGGCCUGACUACGGUCACGUUUUGGGUCGCAACGCUUUUACAUGAAUUCCGUUUUGGGCCCAUUGAUAAUAACGGGCCUGUUGACUUAUCUGAGGUUUUGAGGCUUUCUUGUGAAAUGGUCAACCCACUUACCGUUAGGGUCAGACCAAGACGUACACCCAGUAAUUGCAAUUAAAAAUUCAGAAAAUGAACACGGCAAAAUAGGAGUUUUUUUCUUCUUCUUCUUCUUUAUUUCUUAAACCUCUUCUCUAUAAAAAUUUCUAAUGUUUUGAUUUAUAGUAUUUGUAUUCGAUAUUUCGAGAGUUCAUUUGACUUUGAAUGUACAAAUGAUAUGUUUAAAUUAAACAUAAGUUUCACAUCAGACAACAUAUAUUUUAUGUACCUUGCAUGAUAUAACGUAUUUAUAAUCUUCA